Syngnathoides biaculeatus (alligator pipefish) is the source of this 8359-nucleotide messenger RNA. It is a transcript of the gene gna12a, whose product is annotated as guanine nucleotide binding protein (G protein) alpha 12a. The coding region runs from base 1549 to 2709 and encodes 386 amino acids. Gene Ontology annotation, molecular function: D5 dopamine receptor binding; GTPase activity; guanyl nucleotide binding. Gene Ontology annotation, cellular component: heterotrimeric G-protein complex; brush border membrane. Gene Ontology annotation, biological process: Rho protein signal transduction; adenylate cyclase-modulating G protein-coupled receptor signaling pathway. The record is from RefSeq and is a predicted model, not a curated record. The transcript is spliced from 8 exons. Lineage: Eukaryota; Metazoa; Chordata; Actinopteri; Syngnathiformes; Syngnathidae.
CAGUGGUGCAGAAGGGUCUAAUGCUGAUCUUAUCGGAACAACUAUUUCUGGAAACGCUUUUGACAAAGGUCGCUCAAAGAAAAGAAUACGAGUACCACCGAAGUUUUCAACAAGAAUGGACAGCCGUUGUGGAGAUGGAGGGUUCUGCUGUGUUUAAAUCCACAGAUGGGGGGUAUGCCAAAGCGUUCGUAUCCGACGUUGCGGAUCAACAUUUUGCCAAGUUCGCAUCAAGACAAGAUAAUCAAACGAAUAAAAGACACGCCUUUGUUGGCAAGAACUGUUCGCCAUCCUACCAGCAUGAUAGAAAAUCAAAUUGAAUUACGUUCACGAUUAACGGAUGGAAAUCUCAACGCCUGAGAGAAGAUUAAUCUGACAGUGUAUGAAACAGACUGUUAAGCCGUUAGCAAAACCAGGAAGCACCUGAAGUCGCAUUAAUGGAGCAGUGAAAUAUUUGAUGUGCAUCCCAGGUCAGGGUUGGCAUUUAUCUGGAAAACAAAAUUGUUUUGCCAGGUAUAACUUGGGGUCUACAAUGUAAACGCAAUAUCCAGCAGCAUCUAAGUAGCCUUUCUCAUAAAGUAUGCUAGUGGUGUUUUUAUGGAGGAAUAAUUAUGAAUAAUUUCAUGAUAUUGUCGAAACAGUUGUUAAAUUGUAUUUUUUCAUGACUUUAACACGCUAUUAUGUUUUCCAAAUGCUGUACACAUAAAUGUGUAACGCAGCAAACACAUUUUCAUGAUGUAUUUAUUUACAUUUCAAUACAAUUCAAUUGUUCUCAGUCUAUUAUUUGUGUAAAGAGCAAAUAUAUGUGGUUAGUGUACGGUUUUAAUUCACUUUUUUAUCCCCGAGGAAACCUUCAAGUAUCCCGUCGAUGGAUUCAUUCAUACUGAAGAAAACUCAUCAAAGUGCAUUCAAAUGUAAUCAGUUUAUCCAUCCCCGCACGCACUUCCGACCCAGCUUAUCCUCACUCAAGUCAAAGGGCACGCUGCCUAUCUCAGCUGACUCUGGGCGAGAGGGGCGCCCCACGGUGGAGAGCACCGGUAGCCCCCGAACCCCCCCAACAGGCAGGGCCGUCCCACCACCGCUCCCUUCCCCCCUACAGAAGUCGUUCCCUCCCGGCGUCUGCCCAAGUUCACCACCGCUGGCGUGUUGCUGCUGUGCUCGGUUGAGAAAGUCUUCAAACUCUCUCGCCUUGUUUUAUCGGACGCUACAAAAGUGGUUUUACACGGAUGCUUUUUUUUUUUUUUUUUGGACUCCUUGUGACCAUGGAUUGAACAGAACAUUCUGUAGAGAUUUAAACUUAAUUUCAAAGCGCGCUGCGAAGUUUUACAUGGCGCACCCGACGUCCUUUCUGCUGGUCGGCGACCAGACGACCACGUUCCCCGCUCGGAUUGAGUGUUAAAACUAGCCGUUUAUUGCGCCCCCCCCCCCAAAAAAAAAAAAAAAAAAAAAAACAAAAAAACGUCGUAAAUUAAAUGUAGGCCUAACAAGUGGACCGAGCUGGGGGCCGCCUAUGAUGAACAUUUGUCCGCUGGGGCUCUGGUAAAGCAAACUAUGUCGGGAGUGGUCCGAACGCUGAGCCGCUGCCUGCUGCCGGCCGAGGCGGGUCGGGACGCGGGCGGCGGCAGCAAGGAGAGCGGCCGGGGCAGGGACGCCGCGCAGGAACGGGAGGCUCGGCGGAGGAGCCGGGAGAUCGACGCCAUGCUGGCCCGGGAGAGGCGAGCCGUGAGGCGGCUCGUGAAGAUCCUGCUCCUCGGGGCCGGAGAAAGCGGAAAGUCGACUUUUCUCAAGCAGAUGCGCAUCAUUAACGGACAGGAGUUCGACAAGAAAGCGCUGCUGGACUUCAGGGACACUAUUUAUGAAAAUAUACUGAAGGGCAUGCGCGUGCUGGUGGACGCCCGCGACAAGCUCGGCAUCAGCUGGCAGAGCUGCGAGAACGAGAAGCAAGGCAUGCUGGUGAUGUCGUGGGAGGGGCGGGCGGGAGCCGUGGGCGUCGAGCCCGGCGAGUUCCAGCUGUACGUGAUGGCGCUGAGCGCCCUGUGGGGCGACGCCAGCAUCCAGCAAGCCUACGCCAGGCGCUCCGAGUUCCAGCUGAGUGAGUCAGUCAAAUACUUCCUGGACAACUUGGAGCGCAUCGGUCAGCUGAGCUACGUCCCGAGCCGGCAGGACAUUCUGUUCGCCCGCAAGGCCACCAAGGGCAUCGUCGAGCACGACUUUGUCAUCAAGAAGAUUCCCUUCAAGAUGGUGGACGUGGGCGGGCAGCGGUCGCAGAGGCAGAAGUGGUUCCAGUGCUUCGACGGAAUCACCUCCAUCCUCUUCAUGGUGUCGUCGUCCGAGUACGACCAGGUCUUGAUGGAGGACCGCCGCACCAACCGGCUGGUGGAGAGCAUGAACAUCUUUGAGACCAUCGUCAACAACAAGCUCUUCCUCAACGUCUCCAUCAUCCUCUUCCUCAACAAGACCGACCUGCUGGUGGACAAGAUCCGGACGGCCGACAUCCGCAAGAACUUUCCCGAGUUCAGGGGAGAACCGCGCAGGCUGGAGGACGUGCAGGCGUUUCUGGUGCAGGCGUUCAGCCGCAAAAGGAGAAACCGAGGCAAGCCGCUGUUCCACCACUUCACCACGGCGGUGGACACGGAAAACAUCCGUUUCGUCUUCCACGCCGUCAAGGACACCAUCCUGCAGGAGAACCUCAAGGACAUCAUGCUGCAGUAACACUGAAAAAAACAAAAAAAGGAACACUCUUGACUUUCGGAGAAUCAAAAUGAAAAAAAAAAAAGCCUGCGGGGGCCCGACAGGACUUGGCUGUAUCAACACUGACCUGUGGAGCGGUUUAGUGGACCCGCUGAGUGGUUCCGACACAACGUGUGGAGUCGUUGCCUAACGCAUCUGAUGCACCCGAACAUGGAUUGUGUCAGUAUGCGUUGGAGUCUCAUUCUUCCCUUUCUUACACACGUAAAAUGAUUUGAACGAAACAAGCGCUGAAAUAUUUUGGGUUUUUCUUUCGGACGUCUGCAAGACUAAUGACAACACGGUCACUAAAUAAGGUCAGAGGGGGGGGGGGGGGUCCGCGUGACCGAGGUUUUGGGCCGUUGUGGUCAUAUGCUGCGUUAUGUGAUGAAGUUGCACAAGCGUCCUGUCGAUGAACCGGGAGCAGAUGAUGAUGAUGAUGAUGAUUGUGUUCUGGCAUCAUCAACGAUGACGGGAGGCCAGCUGCAGUUCACGCAGCAACAACAACAACAACCCGGAAACGGGUCUCGAGGGCCCCGUUCUCACGGAAAGCCGUUUGAGCCCGGCUCGCGUUCGCUAUUAGUCGGCCGACGCUCGGAGAAUUCUGUUUCUCAAACGAGACCCCGCGUCGAAGGAUCCAAACGUGGCGCUACGAAUGCUCGCCGGCCACAAAACGGGAACCAAUCGGAAAAAAAAACAUUAAGCUGUCAAUAUUUUGUUACGUGAAACAAUGAGUAUCAGGAAGGUAUGACUAUGAAAUAAUUUUUGAAAAUGGGCGUAUUAUAUCACAAAUAUGCAGGCGCAGUACUGGUCCUGCCGCAACUCGCCUCGGAGAGCCUAAAGUCGGAUCCUGCUAGUUAACAACCGUGUUACUACAGAUCGCAUCAAAAUUCUACUGCGCGUCACUAGUAGCAUUGCAGUAGUUUUGCCUCACUACUAACAUGUAGUUGUUCUGCUAGUAUGCCAAAGUUCUAGUAGUGCAGUGCGAAACAUCGUACUAGUGAGGACAAAGUGCAGUAGUACAUGGAUGUGGAUCAAAAAUAACUCGUAAAUGGCGUUUCAAAGCUUUCCACCAAGCGGUACAGUUCGCUUCAGUACUCGCCAUGUUUAGGCGAGGUCUACUAGUCCCAUCGUCAGCGUCAUAAUCACUGAUGCAAUAAGCGGCGUGCGAGCUAAUUUAAAAAAAAAAAAUGUUUGCCGGUCUAAAAACAGAAGAUGGUAUAGAGCUCCUGCACCUACGUCAUCAAAUCAUGUGACUUUUGUGCACGUCGCCGUACUAAGAAAUUGGACUGAUAAUUCGUUUCCGCUUGUCUUGGACAACUGGAUCCACACGUUGUGACUUGGUGAGUAAAUUGUCGGGAUUUACACAGAAAAGUUUAAAAGUGUAUAAAAGUCUUUAUGCAUACAAAUACUCUGUUGCUGGAUCUGUUUUCAUCAGGAAUUAAUCCCACAUAGCGACGGUUUGGACGGCUCGUGAACGCAGAAACGUGUUCGACCGCACGUUAACCUUUGCCGGAAUCCAUCGAUCUUUUCAGCUAGUAUUCAAUACAAAUUCCAAUAUUUCAAUAACCGAGCCCUGCUUUUACACAAACUCGCAUUCAUUAACUAUGAUUGGGGGAAAAAAAACAAAAAAGACAGCGAGUCGGCUUCCCCGUACACAAAGUGUGUUACGGCUACACGUUAAACUUUGGCAAACUUCUCCAUGACAUACUUUUUUUUUUAAAUACGCAUUGUUCUCAAAUGAGUCCAAUGGUUAACGUCCCAUUUUUAGUACAUCAUGAUUUUCAUGCAUUAUAUCCUCCAUUUUUCCCCUUGAAAAAUAUAUCCUUUAAUGAGCAAGGUCCUAUUUUUGGGACGAUCUACUAAGAAAACCCAAGUACUCUCUCGCGGGCAGACGAGAUUAUAAAUUAGUAAAGUUAUCAUAUAACUUAACCAUAAACACGAAAAAAGUGUUAUUUCCUUGAUUGUGACCUGUUAGGAGACUUUUACCUCAAUAGGGCAAAAAAAUUGCUACCCUGGGUUAAAAGAAGAAAAUAAACCACUGGGAUAGGCUUCAGCCCACGUACAAGGAAGCGCGUUGCGGCCACAGGUUAACCUACGUAAACUUCUGUGUGACUGACGGUUUAUUAACUUUUUAUAAAUUACACGUUAGAAUCAUUUGAGAACAAUGCAUAUUUAAAAAAAAACGUCGGGGGGAGGUUUCCCGAAGAUUAACGCCGUAACACGCUUCCGUGUGCGGUUUUUUUUUUGAACACCAAUUGUUCUUAAAUGAGCCAACUUGGCAUUAUAAAUACUUUUUAGUAAUUUGAGAUUGAGAAGAAUAAUUCCUACCUGAAAUGAAGCGAUCGCAACACAGUCGUGUGUGUAUGUUGGUCGGGCACCAUCCAUCACGUUGAAUCGCCGAAAUCCAUCGAUAUUUUCUGGUAUUAAGUAGAAUGAUAUCUUUGAAUAUCUGUCCCGUCUGUUGUGAUAACCAACAGCGCAACAAGUCUCGGGCAUUGCGAAUAUUCUGCUGCGGUUCAACGUCCCCCGCACUGUUGAGCAGCUCUGUUUGACAGGCAAUAUGGCCGCCGUGAAAAUGGUGACGUCACGUGCACGAGCUCUCUAUCGUUACUCCCGAGUCACAAUCUCUUCUUUUGUGACAUCUUGUAAAAUAUUACUUUAUCUCCUUAAGAGGCAUUCGGGGGUUGGAGCUAAAGCGAAAUGUUGCAAGUGUUCAACACAAAGUCAUAUUUUUAAUCUGUCUGCAUGUUCCAGCCCGCAAAAGAAAAGGUCACAGACGACCGCGAUGAAUCAGCACCGGAGUGAAGAUUCGGGGAUGUUUGUACUGUGUCGCUGCUCGUCCGGAGUACGCCGCUCACUCGAAGAGCAAGUAACGACACACUUGCUUCUUUCCCAGUCAUGUGAGGGCUUCUUUUUUUUUUUUUAUUAAAAAAAAAAAAAAUGGUUCAGAUGUCAGAAAUCGGUAUGGCAUUGCAAUGCUUUGUUGGAUCAAAAUGGUUGUGUCGCUCUUUGAGGAUAUUUGGCGAUUUUUGGCGCGAGUGGGAGUCGCUUCCCCCAAUGCCAGUGAAUCCAAUUUGAAGCACUGGGAAAUCAAUUCGUGCCCUGCGAUUAAUGUCAAAUAUUUUGUUUCAUCCAGCUGAGGAGCCAAGGAGCAAAAUUCAAAGCACGAGGCCGUUUUAUCAGUGGAACUACAGUGGUGCCUUCACAUGCAAGAUCUUAGCAGUCAGAUUUGAUUUGAUUUUUUUUCAAACUCGAGACGCAAGCGCUGCAUGGUGCCGGUGAAAUGAAUUUUCACAAAUUAUGAACAAUUGUUUAAAAAAAAAAAAAAAGAGAGAAGUUUCCAAGCUGUUUAAUGCCACUAACGCUGGAAAUUUAACGUCAUAAUAAACACAAAAGUAGGAGUCGCCUUUAGUCCGCUACCUUAAUGCUAAUGCUAACACAUUUUGGGAAACUUAUAUCACCCUUUAAUUAUGAUAUUUGAACACUAACAGUGCAGAAACAAAUGUAGACAUUCAACAUGACAGCACCCACAGUCGUAUAUUCUUUAUCCUCUGCAAAAAAAAAACUGGGAGGACUUCCUCUUCUUCUUCUUUUCCUUUCGGCUUGUCCCGUUAGGGGUCGCCACAGCGUGUCAUCUUUUUCCACCUAAGCCUAUCUCGUACUGUACAAAUGUCCGCGUACAAUGUUUCCGUCUCUCAUGCUGCCCCCAGGUGGCCAAGGCCGGCAGCAGAAAAAAAUGUCAUCCGGAUGAUUCCAAGUGUGAUAAAAACUGUGGAAGUAAAUUGGUGCCACCAGGAUUUGAAUUUGAAGUUCCUACAAUUCACUGUCUGAAAUUCACCCUCUGUGCCACGUGGCGUCACGUGACUAAGAAAGCAUAACUGGAUUGGCCGGCUGUUCGGUUCUGACCUGAAGUAACCCCGCCUGGUGGCGCAGACGGUGAAUUUUAGACAGCGAAUUGUAGCAACUGUUGAAAAUGUGUUCACUUUACAUUUCAAAUUCAAAUCCUGUUUUCUGUGGCAUUUCAAAUUCAAAUCCUGGUGGCACUAAUUUACUUCCAUGAAAAACGGGUUCCAUUUUUUUUUUAUAUUCUAUUUAAUUUGUUCUGUAUGCUUUUGUAAGGUAAUUUGAGAUUUCAAGGCAGAAAUGCGUUAGAAUAGUACGGGACGUGUUUGAGGGCAGCAGAACAGCGGUGAGGUGUGCCGUCGGCGUGUCAGAAGAGUUUAAGGUGGAGGUGGGACUGCAUCAGGGAUUCGCGCUGAGCCCCUUCCUGUUUGCGGUAGUAAUGGAUGGACUGACAGAUGAAGUUCGACUCUGUGGCCACCCCUAACGGGACAAGCCGAAAGGAAAAGAAGAAAAUUUAUAGAUUUCAAGGCGCCACUGUAUACUUUCUAAGCUCCGUUGACAAUGUUUCUGGUGGCCGAGGCAGACCCUCUUCAGGCCAACGUAAACAAAACCGAACAGUCACGAGACAACGCGGCAGGACGGCGGGCCGCGAUUGCCCCGGAUCCCGGCGAGAUGUUUACAUUUUUGAAAUAUUUGCCGCGGCAGUCACUGUUCUGAUGCGAAAUCCAGUAAAUGGAGUGCACAAAACGGAACUUGACAGUGUCUAAUAGGGCGUGACAAUACUUGGAAGCGGUCCGUGGUGUUGACGGGAUUCCCGAGCAGCUCACGCUCGCAAUCCGAAACGCUUUUAAAACUUAAGCCACGUGUUUAAUUGAAGUACAACGCCGGCUCCGGCAUACCCGUUUGUAUCGCUUGAUGUUGAAUGUGUGUAGACGCUCCCUCCCUUUGCGAAUAAUGGAUUCUUUUAUAAUGUUUUGGUACAAGAAACGGAUUCAUUCAUUUGCUGCUGACAGGAAAUUAAAACCGUCAAACAUUUGUUUCAAAACUUUUUGCACCAUGAAUGUGACCUGUAAACAGGACAUAUUAAUUGAUUAAAAUCUUUUUUUUUUAUUAGGGGAGUAAAAAUAAACAACUGAGGUUUUGCAGAACUGUACACACCCUCUUAACUGGGGAUGCCAGGAAUCAAACUUUUUUUUUUUUUUUUUCAAAACGAUCAUUAUUUUUAAUUGCUCAGGUUUUUGAUGGAAAAAGUUUUGAAAUAAUUAAUCCUGGUCUAUUUUUUUUUUUUUUAUAUCAUGAAAAACCGGCAUUUGAACAGGGAGAUGUUGACUUUUUGCCUCCCACGUUUUAUCCGGACUGCCAUACAAGUCCCCAAAAACAUCCAAGAGGGACGCAAAACAUUUAACUGACAAAUGUUUGUAAUAGAAUAAUAAUACGAUAACGCUUUGCCCUGAUUUAAAAAGAAAAAAGGUCCCUGCUCCAAAGGGUUAACAAGCACUUCCACGUUUGUUAUUAAUACUGCGUUACAACUGUAAUCUAUGUUCAUUUUGAAUUUCAACGAUGGCCUUUUGUUCCUGCUCAAAUUUCCUGUAUAUAGAGGAGUGUAAAACUGUGGCAGUUUGUGCGUUAUUAAAAACGAAAAAAUGUUUAAAAAGAUUCCCCUGUUAACAGCAGCACUGCAAAUGUACGACUAACCCACUUCACACAGCUUUAUGGGGGGGUGGGAAAAAAAUGUAAAUAAAUGUGACAGUGCCGGAAGUGUGCUGAGGGACUAGGACAAAAUCUGGAG